UUGAAGUUGAGAGAUCUUUGCGAGGGCGUUAGGUUGGUUUUCUAUUGCUUGAAUGAAUCAAUAUUGAGAGUUCAUGGUGAGUCUGCAGUUUCAACAGGAUGAAGGUUAUGCUGAUGCGGACAAGGUGUCGAUGCUCAAAGAGCUUCUGUAGAGUUAAUGUUGGUUGUUGUGAUUUUCUUCCUGCGGUUGCAAAGGUUUCUGUCUGUCUUCGAGCUCUCGGCCAGUAUCGAUCCUGAGGUUAUUUGCUGCGGGAGGAUGUUGAAUUGUGUGAAUGAAAGCUUGAUACAAUCGGUGGCUCAUAAUUCUCUCGUUUACUGCAAUUUAACUGCGAGAUUUGUUUUUGUUCGAGCUUCAUGUGUGAUCAACUGCUCCAAUCUCUUUCUCCUUGUCAGUUACGGGUUCUUGCGCACUGAUCUAUUCGGGUGUUAAGAGUCAGAAGUUAUCGUUUGGAUUGAGUGUGUGAUUAGUUGUGCAGGAUAAACAGUUGGUCAAAAUCAAACCUAAGGUUUGUCUUUUGAUUCUUUUUUCAGUUCUCUUUGUUACCGUCUGCCGGGUCCUGGACGUCCACGCAACCUGUAAAUGUAAUCCUAGGCAGGAGAGAGUAAUGUCUUUCAGUCCUAUUGCAAAUUUUGGCCUCACUGUUACCCGCAAUGUGAUGAUCACAUUUGGAUGCCGAUCGGGAUGCGCCGCAGACUGAGUAUUUCCGAUUCUCCAAAAAUCCAGCUUGAUCGUGUUUGAACACACACAUCCGUAGUAUUCAACGAUGGUGAGAAGGGUCAUCGAUCUAGACAACAUAGACGUUAUUAAUGUGCUCACCUCUGCCGUCCAAGCUGUAACGGAUGUCCUCGUCCAUGUAAUCGUUCCUCGACAAAUUUUUAGUUCAUUUUCGACUCAAAACUGUCACUAUUGAGUUAGACUGCGACAUCUACUGGUGGAGACCGUGAUCUUCUCAUGCGGUUUCAAACGCCGUGUGUGUCUCGGAGGUACAGAUCCUCAUCGAUGCAGAUUACUGAAUGUGAGUGAUGGCGACGAUCUGAAUAAUAGAUGGCCAAACUGCAAGACUGACUGUUGUCGUGGGUAUUGGCUCUUGCUCGUCUAGCAGACUGGUGUACGAUCUUCGACAUGGUCUUUUGCUGAAGUAACCAUGGCGAAUCAGUAAACCUUGUUUGAAUUACAGCGAGCUGGAGCCCGUUUGACCUCGAAUAUUCCAUUUUCGAUGCACAGAGGCGUUGUCACAAAUGUCACUGACCAACCUAUUUUUUAUGAUCAGAAGAUUCUCCCACGAUUCCUUUGCAUUUGCUUGCACUUCUUCGCACUUCCUGUGAGCAUGUUGCACUGUUUGUCAGAAUCCGACAGUCGCAGAUUUCGUCAGGCCGAAUAGUCUCUGACGUCCGUGUGAGGCAGCUGACUGAACACUGUGUCAGCACCAUCUGUGGGACCAAGUUUGCUUCGGAAUCACUCCAACGAUUCCUCAGAUAUCUAAUUGACAAAGCUGCUCAUUGAUGCCCAACAUUGAAGGUGAAUGGUGGCCAAGAUCUCAACAAGUGAGGAUCACACUGCGUGACAGAUUGUGGUUGCGGUUGUUUGCUCCUGCACCUCCGGCAGAGUGGCGGAUGAGAUUAAUCUAGGGGUUUUGCUGGAUCAAACAAGCGGUUCGUAUUGUUUCCUCCUAGGGGUUUGAGAACGAAGAAACGGCCGGUCUGUGACAUCUUGCCAUCGAUGUAUCGAACCAUACCAAGCUUUGUGCUUGACCACGCCUCUCGUCACAAACUGGUGGCUCAGCUGAUGUUUUCGCUGCUGCAGUCGAUCAGAAGCAUGGGGUCCUUACCGAAAGAAACUAGUCCACUUGCACCACAUGUGAUCUUGUUUCCGUGCCCUAUGCACAGCCAUUGUGUGCCAUUCAUUUUGAUGGCAAAGAAAAUAAUAGCUCUCGGCGUGAAAGUCACUUUCAUCAGCAUCGAGCACGUUAUUUCUCUGCUGCAGGCCACUGAGGGAAAAUUGUUGGCUUCGGAACCCGAGAAUCUUCGGCUGCUGGCUAUAUCUAACGGGGAAGGAUAUAAACCCAGUGAUAGCCCGCUACUCCUGACGAGCACGAUAUCCGAAAGAACGUCUGAUUCCUUCACCGAAUGCUUAGAGCGCUUGAUGCAAGGAUCAAACGGAGUGGACCCACAUAUUCUAGAAUGGGGGCCUCCCCGCUGUGUCAUUUUUGACCUAUUUCUGGGCUCGAUGGUGAAGUUAGCUGAUCAAUUCAACCUACCCAGCUAUAUAUUUUGGACAACCACUGCAACCAGCCUUGCGGUGAUGAUGCAUACAGCAGUAUUGCGUGCUCAUGGACACAUUCCUCUCAACCUAGACGACACUGACAAUCUCAGAGCAGUCGAAAUUCCUUGCAUUCCUCCGGUGCAUCCGUUCGAAUUUAUAGGAGCCACUCAGAAUUCCAGACAUGUUAUGCACGUACUCUUAUCGAGCUAUCCCGAUUACCAUGUCCACGUGCGGGGGAUACUUGUGAACUCGGUUCAUGAACUUGAAUCCUCUGUAUUCGAAGCCCUGAAUGAGCAUUAUGUCGGUGCUGAGGGCUCAAAGCUGCGGAGAAUUAUCCCAGUUGGCCCUACGAUCCCCAAGUCAGUGUUCUUCAAGGAGACUAAUCAAGAAAACAAUGCAAACUGCUCUGGUGUAGGCAGGGAUCCGAUUUUACAAUGGCUUGAUACUCAACCAUCGUCCUCCGUCAUAUACAUUUCCUUUGGGAGCAUCGCUACUUUAACCGCUAAUCAGCUGGUGGAAAUGGCUCUGGGGCUGGAAGCAAGUGGCCAACGAUUUGUGUGGAUUUUGAGACCGCCUUCAGAUCCCAGCAUGAUUGCAGCAAACUCUGAGGCUUACUCGUUUCUGCCUCCAGGUUUUCAGGAUAGGGUAAAGGGAACUGGCAUUAUUGUUACACACUGGGCACCCCAGGUGCAGAUCCUGCAACACCCUUCCACCGGGGGAUUCUUGACGCACUGUGGUUGGAAUUCCAUAUUAGAGAGCAUCGGCGCUGGUGUCCCUAUGCUUGCAUGGCCAAUUCAAGCAGAGCAAAUGAUAAACACAAGGUGGAUUGUGGAGGAGGUCCGGGCAGCGUUCGCACUGCGCAGAGAUCCUUACAGCUUUGUCGAUAGAAACUCUAUUGAUAAAGGUGUUCGGCUUCUGAUUUGCUCAGAGGAGGGUCAGGCUGCAAAGAAGAAUGUCCUCCAUCUCAGGGACAAGCUUCUAAGCAGUUUUGGCGACAAUGGCCUUUCUGCAAAGUGUCUAAAAAGUUUUGUGGAGGAAUUGGAACAACUCCAUGCUCAAUAGCAUCUGUUAGCAUUAACCAGAGUGCCAAUCAGUCAGAUCUUCAUACAACUCCUGUAUAGUAUUUAGGACUGGAGACUGUACAUUUCGAAACCAGAAGUAUAUCUAAUCCUUACUCUUCCAUCAAUCACUUGCGUUCCACAAGUCGCUUAUUCUACACAGUGACAAACUUCCACCACCGACAGUACCAGAGUUGUGGCUGUUAUUUGUGGUUCAAUCUAUUUUUGAAUAUAUCCAUUCUAUGGGAAUUGUGUGUA
Physcomitrium patens is the source of this 3578-nucleotide messenger RNA. The record is from RefSeq and is a predicted model, not a curated record. NCBI's taxonomy places the organism in Eukaryota, Viridiplantae, Streptophyta, Bryopsida, Funariales, Funariaceae.